AAGAGAGAGAGAGAGAAUCUAAUCCUUUUGGUUCCUCUCGUCUCUUUUUAGCCCUUCACUUGGAUAUCUCUGGAUAACCAUUACCCUUUUGCCAUUCAAUAACCCCCUCCCAAUCUAUACAUAUAUCCACAUGUGCAUAUAUGCAUAUGUGUGUGGGUAUAUAUAUGUGUGUGUAGCUUCUGUGUAAAAUAUCCUCAAGUUUGUUCUUUUCCAUAUUGUUCCUUGUCUCCAAGAUUCUUGGCUGUCCCUUUUUGCAGUGCCCUUUUUUGUUUUUGGUUUGAAGAGAAGAAAGAAUGUACCAUACACAACACAACCUCCCUUGUUUACAUUGCCAACCGCACUCCUACAUUCGAAUGGUUCAUCAACUGAUAGAGAGGUGUAUUAUGCUUCAAAUGACCCGUGACCAGUGCGUAGAGGCGUUAGCGGAGCAUGCGAGUAUCCGUCCCCUCGUUACCCUCACAGUUUGGAGGGAGCUUCAGAAGGAGAACAAAGAGUUCUUCCAAACUUAUCAAGAUUUCGUCGGCCGGAGACCGUUCCCGAGUAAGAAUUUUUCCGAUGUUUUCGCUCUUUUUUCUACCGUGUUUUCUAUGAAAAUGAGAACUUGUUAACCCUAUAAGGCUAAUGGUGCAAAUAAAGAACUCAGUUCGCGAAGCGGAACUCGAGAAAUUUGAAUGUGUAAAAAAAGGACCAAACGAGCAAACUCGUUGUGAGCCAGCGCGCGAGUUAGACAAAAAAAAAUAUAUCUUUUAAAAAUUUUUAUUUUAUUUUUAUUAUUUGUUAUAUUCUUAUUAUUAUUAUUGUUUAAUAUUUUUAUUUGGCCCAUGAGUCGAAACAAUCGGUUUAAACUAGGGGUGUCAAAACGAGUCCGGCUCGCGAGCUGGCUCCUGGUUCAUCAGAAAACAAGCGAUCUGAGGCACAAUUUUUUCAACUCAUUAAAAAACGAGCCUAACGAGCCAGUUUCAUUGAACACGUGUUCAAUAAGCCUGGAUCCGCGAGUUACUCAACGAACUGACUUUUUUUUUUUAAAUAAAUUAAAUUUAUAUAAAAAAAAUUCUAAUAUAAUUUUAUAUUCCUUUUUUUAU
Molecule: messenger RNA, 1082 nt
Organism: Tarenaya hassleriana
Lineage: Eukaryota; Viridiplantae; Streptophyta; Magnoliopsida; Brassicales; Cleomaceae
Exons: 3
Coding region: 294-608 (104 amino acids)
Source: RefSeq, a predicted model, not a curated record